This is a messenger RNA of Folsomia candida, 823 nucleotides long. Its product is annotated as formin-like protein 20. The record is from RefSeq and is a predicted model, not a curated record. The transcript is spliced from 2 exons. Bases 38 to 748 code for a protein of 236 amino acids. NCBI's taxonomy places the organism in Eukaryota, Metazoa, Arthropoda, Collembola, Entomobryomorpha, Isotomidae.
UCUAUCCUUAGAUUUGAUCUAACCUUCAAUCAGAACCAUGAAACUAAUCUAUUUUGCAUUUUUUCUCGUCGCCAUUGUGGCCGCCAGGCCUCCUCCACCCCCAAUGGCAGGGAAACAACCGCCCCCACCACCACCCGCAGGGCAACAACCACUCCCACCACCACCUGCAGGACAACAACCACCACCACCACCCGCAGGGCAACAACCACCCCCACCACCACCUGCAGGGCAACAACCACCACCACCACCACCCGCAGGGCAACAACCACCCCCACCACCACCCACAGGGCAACAACCACCCCCACCACCACCCGCAGGACAACAACCACCACCACCACCAAUUGAUGGACAGCAACCACCUCCACCACCAAUUGAUGGACAGCAACCACCCCCACUACCACAACCUAAACAUCUAGGGGGUAUGAUGCCACCAAUGAACGGUAUGAUGCCACCACCACCGAUGGGUCAAUUUGGGGGAAUGAUGUCACCAAUGAACGGUAUGCCACCCCCACCGAUGGGUCAAUUUGGGGGAAUGAUGCCACCAAUAAACGGUAUGCCACCCCCACCGAUGGGUCAAUUUGGGGGAAUGAUGCCACCAAUAAACGGUAUGCCACCACCGCCGAUGGGUCAAUUUGGAAUGCCACCAUUUUUCCCAUGGUUCUUCCCACCAACUAGCCAAAUGACUUCGACUUCGACUACUUCUGCCACGACCACGAUUGACCCUUCCACAACUACUGCCAGUCCAUAAAAUGAAUGGAUUUAUUUCAAACUCAUGAGUAAUUAUUCUCGAAUAAAAUAAAAUUUAAAACAAUGCUGAAAUAAU